AUGGCAUCCAAAAUUAUCCUACUCGCCGCCUACGUCGCCGCUGCCCAAUCCUCAGGCCUAGCCUACUCCGGACACUACGGAAACGCCGCCGGACCCGCUCUUUCCUACACCGGACAUUUAGGCACAUACUCAAACAAUUUGGGAUACGCCGGACACUUAGCAUACUCCAACUUGGGAUACGCCGGACACUUGGGCUACGCCGCCCCAUUGUCUUACGCCAAGCACUACACCAGCAAAACCUACGCCACUCCUCUCAUCACCAAAGCCUAUACCGCCCCAAUCGCUCACACCUACGUCGCCCCAAUUGUCACCAAAGCCUACGCCGCCCCAGUUGUCCACAACGCUGUCGUCAAGACCAUUUCUGAAGAGCCCACCGUCUCCGAAUACUCGACCUUCGUAAAGACCGCUCCAGCUUUUGAGAAGACCCUUGUCCACCACCAGGCCCCAAUCGUUCAGGAAAGAGUAAAACAUGUUCUCCGUGAAAGGGUCACUCCAGUUGUUCAUGAAAGAAUCGCCGCUCCAGCUUUGACCUAUGCCGCUCCAUCAUGGUAA
This is a messenger RNA of Brassicogethes aeneus, 552 nucleotides long. The record is from the annotation of a GenBank genome assembly. Lineage: Eukaryota; Metazoa; Arthropoda; Insecta; Coleoptera; Nitidulidae.